UCUACUCAGUGUUAGCUAGCCCAGUGACGCAGUGAUCUCCGUCUUCCUCACUCUUUCUCCUCCUCCUCCUCCUCCUCCUCUUCCCCACUCUCCUAUUCCUUUCACCUUUCACCUCUCUACAAACAAACAGUGACAAACAAAUCUUCCUGAUCGAUCUUACUUCAUUAUUCGCAUAUCAGUGAUACCCCCAAGAACUAACAUGUCUAGUAGUGGCAUGGAUUUAACAGCAGAAGGAUCGUCUUCUUCCUCGAGCCCUACACUGAGCCGCUAUGAGUCCCAAAAGAGAAGGGAUUGGAACACAUUCGGGCAGUACCUCAAGAACCAGAGGCCUCCAGUGGCUUUAUCUCAGUGCAAUUGCAACCAUGUGUUGGACUUCCUUCGCUAUCUGGACCAGUUCGGCAAGACUAAGGUUCACCUCCAAGGUUGCAUGUUCUAUGGCCAGCCAGAGCCGCCGGCACCGUGCACAUGCCCUCUCCGGCAAGCCUGGGGUAGCCUGGAUGCUCUCAUAGGCAGGCUCAGGGCUGCCUAUGAGGAAAAUGGUGGUACCCCUGAGACCAACCCUUUUGCUAGUGGCUCCAUAAGGGUGUACCUUAGAGAGGUCAGAGAGUGUCAGGCUAAGGCUAGAGGCAUCCCUUACAAGAAGAAGAAGAAGACUGUUUCUGCUACAAAUCAAACCAAGGGGACUACUGAUCAUGAAUCUUCUUCUACCUUGCACUUCUCUAAUUGAUUGAUUCCUCCAUCCCCUUUGAUGAUUCAGCUUCCUUAAGUAUGGAUGAAUUGGUAGGUGUAUCAGAUUAUAAUGAAACUGGAAUGAGUUGCUCAUCGAUUUGCUUGCAAGGCGCAAUGAAUCUAUUGGGAAGCUGUCUUUAUGAUCUCUCUCUCUCUCUCUAGCUGUUUCACACAUGGAUGCAUGGCAUGGCAUGCCACGCUUGAAAGUCUGUGUUAUACUUGGGAAUUAAUUUUUAAGCUCCUUGCAGAACCAAACUCUAUCUCAUUAUUAUUUCUUCUUCAUCACUUGUUAUAUGUGCCCCUUAUCAUUUGAGUGUUAAUCAAUUUCUUGUAAUCCACCCCUUCAUUUUCAUUAUAUACAUUACAUAUAUACAUAUAUAACAUAAUUUUAAUUUGCUUC
Molecule: messenger RNA, 1129 nt
Organism: Prosopis cineraria
Lineage: Eukaryota; Viridiplantae; Streptophyta; Magnoliopsida; Fabales; Fabaceae
Product: protein LIGHT-DEPENDENT SHORT HYPOCOTYLS 10
Exons: 2
Coding region: 200-727 (175 amino acids)
Biological process (GO): response to light stimulus; mRNA transcription
Cellular component (GO): nucleus
Source: RefSeq, a predicted model, not a curated record